Messenger RNA from Paramecium octaurelia, 126 nucleotides. The record is from the annotation of a GenBank genome assembly. NCBI's taxonomy places the organism in Eukaryota, Ciliophora, Oligohymenophorea, Peniculida, Parameciidae.
AUGGAAUGGAUGCUCAAUUGCAGAGACAUUGACUACAGAGGUGUUCAAAAUGUUCAAUAAAUUUUAUUUUAAAAAACAUUUUUAACUUAGAUGUGCUUUGUUAGCACUUAUUUCAUAGAUAUUUGA